CUCCAUGUACUAAAUAUCAAUAUAUUUUUUUAAAGGUCACGUUAACUAUCAUUUGUAUGAAAAAUGCAGUCGGAAUAAUUUUGAUGAGACACAAAUCAGUAUGACGGCACCAUUCCGAGCGACAGUUCUUUCACGUGCUGCUCAAGACUUGAAAAAAUAUUAUAAUUUAUCUAGCUUUGAGGUUGAUACUGUUUUGGUCGUCACAUGGGUUGGUGUAGAGCCUUUUAAGCACUUUCAACAAGUAAGCAUCUAAAUUAAUUAUCUGUGUAUCAUCAAUGAACUCGUACUUUAAAUUAACCAAAAAAAAAAUAAAAAAAUUGUCCUUGAACAUUUCGAAACGAGAAUAAUAAAUUUUUAACAUAUGACAUCAUAUUUUUAACAGAUUUUUGUUUACAGCCAAUUUAUACAAAUUGUAAGAUGUGUACUUUGUUCUGGUGUUUGUUUUUGGUUAAAAACCUUUAAAUAUUUGAGUUUUUGUCUUUUAAAUAUUAAACAAUUUUUUUACAUCAAUAUACAAAUGGUCUGGAAUGGAAAAUCAAGUAUCGUCAUUUUUCAAAACAGAUUAUUAUAGAAAAAUAAUUUUAAUUUUUUAAAAUUAUUACAAAUACAGGAGAAGAACACAUUUCAAGCAAUUUUUAUAAGUGGCUGGAAUAGUGAAUACCAAAAUGGACAUGGACUCUUAAAAGGUUAUAUUGCAUCUACAUAUUUUUAUAGACUAGAUAUAUUAACAUUUUAUGUAAUAUGCCCAUACAUGAAAGAGUAAAAAUAUUGAGACAGGAAACUUAAAUUAAGAUGCUGUUAAACAAUGGCAUAUAUCAAAAUUAGCAUUUUCAUAUACAUAUGACGCGUUAUUGAAGUAAAAUUAAUUUACUAUUUUUAUAAGCGUGUCAAAUCAAUACUACAUGGACACGUGAGUGGAUUGGUCUGGCUAUGUUUCUGACAAUGCAUAAUGCUUGAAAUAAAUAUAAACAACAUAUUAAUUCAUUUUCAUAAGAUAAUUUUGCUUCGUACUAGCUUUUAACAUUACUAGGAAAAAAAGAACUUCAAUCUUGUAAAUAAAUAUUAAAUUUUAAAAAAUGUAUUUAAAAAUAUUAAAAAUUAAAUUUAAAUUAAUUUCAUGUAAAUUAAAUGUCUUCAAACAAUAUCAAAUUAGCUUUAUGAUUAAACUAUAUUAAAGAAAAAUGAUGUUAAUUUCAAAAGAGCAUAAUUUCAACUUUCAAAUAAAAAUAUUUAAGUUUCUUUGAUUUAUCAACUGAGUGUGACAAAACUAAUAAUGUUUUUUCCUCGUUUUAAAACUUAAAUUAAUACGUAUAAUUGAUUUCUUUUUAAAGUGUUUAAAAUUUUUAUUUUAAAAUAUACAUUUACCAAACUUAUAUAAGAUAAUAAAAAUUUAACGUUUAAAUAAACCUGUAAUUAUAAUAAAAUCAUGCCUUUUAAUUCAAUAAUUGCCGCAGAACUUCAUAGCAAAAUAGAACUUACUAAUUCACUUAUUACUCACCUUAUUAAGAACAACUAAUUGGAGUUGCAAUUGGUUCAUUUCAAUAUCUAGGCCUAUAUAUGAAGACCCAAUUAUAUAACAGAUUCGAAUGUUGUCAUUAUUUUGAAUGUUAAAAUAAAUGAAAAUUUUUCAAUAUAAAGAGUUAUGUGUAAUUUUUUUGAUUUUAAAAAAAAAAAGUUUAAAGACAAAAUUAAACGAAAAAAAAAAUUUUUUUGUGAAAAGGAUCAGCAGCAAUUUAACUUUCUUAUGAAUAUAUAUUAUAUAUAUAUACAUAUAUAUAUAUAUAUAUAUAUAUAUAUUGGUGAUAUGAAUUAGAGUGUGUACAUUUUUACGUGGAUGACAAUAUCUGAAAUCCAAUGAUAAUUUUGUGGUGUAAUUGUGGGAAGGGAAAAGAUCAAUGAGACAGCGCGGGGUGCAUGAGCUCCGUAGGAAAAUCACCAAGAGAUAACCUACACAUCAUUAGUCAGAAGAUGGACGCACCACGAUGAGGAGUUAUUACUGAAUGCCCAGUCAUACAUUUGUCUGCUUUUUCAAAAGUGAUAUGUUAGUCGAUGUCCCCAGACUGCUCUCAAAGCGUCUUAUGUUCCCAACUCAAAACCUAUUGAGAGUAAAUUAUUUAGUACUCCGCAAUGCAAUAUCCGACAUGAUUGCUGGUCUUGAUAUGUAUUUUUCCUAUUUGAUCUCGAGGGAGAACAUUUCGCCGAAGGCGGCAUGUCUCCUCUCGUCUUUUAUCAAGAACUACAUUAUUUUGGAGAAACAAAUUUGGCAUUUAAGUCAAAUAGCAAAUGAAACCAGACAAGUACUUUUUAUACAAUCACAUUUAGUUCAUAUGUGGGUUUUUUUCUAAAAAAAAACCAAUAUAGAAGUAACCACAGAGCUUCCACAUCUAAUGUUAAUUUAAAGAUAGAUUCAUUUCUUAAAAAAAAAAUUCUCUUAACAUACAUCUAUCAAUUUAUUAAAUGUAUAAAAUAACAUAUUAUGGAUUUGCAAUACAACGGUUAAUGCUGUUCACAGGUGAGGAGACAUCUUACGUGAUUUUCUUGUAUCAACAAGGACAGAUGAAUUGGACUUAUAAACCUGGGCAACCUAUCAAUGUAGGAUUUACUGGCUUUGCCCUUCCUGACACAGACACUUUGCUUGUAAGCAUGCUGGAUAAAAUAAAUGGAAAUACAGGUAAUGCUUUUCAGUGGUUCUUUAUACAUAGUUUUUAAAUAGACCACAUGACACUUGCAUUCCCAUGAUUUGCGUCUUCCAUUACUAUUGAAUUCAUUCAGAGUUAUGUCCUUCAUCAACACUUAACCUUCCCUUAAACAAACUUAGUUUUAUUUGAUUUAUUUAGCUCCACCAUAGAAAUUGUUUAAUUUUUAAUUUUUUUUUUAAAUGCAAGAAAACAUUUUAGCGCAUACCUUAUCUUAGCUAGACUUAUUCUAUCCUAAAAAAAAGCAACAGAAGAGAUGCUAGUAGAAGUGUAGGUUUUCCUUGACCUGCUUGUUUUUACACAAAUUGUUUUCGUUUAGAUUUACCCUACUAAAGUUGUUUUGUAUUUUAUAUUUAAACUGUAUAUUCCUCAAUUUUAAGGACAUUAGCAAAUGAAAUUUUAAAAUACUAAAUAAAACCAGCACCAAAAAAAACAAUAUUUUGACAAGCUCAAGAGACAAAAACCUGGAAAUAAUUCCCCUUACUGGGCUAGUGUUUGUCGAAUUGUCAUUUUUAGCCUCGCUACUGACACCCCCCCCCCUCCCCCCCAUCUUUCUUUGAGCUGGAUCAGAAUAAAUUUAAAAAAAAAAGAGAUUACUUAGAAUUUAGCCAAUGAUAUUUAGGAAAUCUCAGUCAAACGAUAGUAAGUAAUUAUUUCAUUGAGACAUAAAUGUAUACUUCUUGUAUUUUUACACACGAAUUUCAUGUUUAUGUGUUUAUGGUGUGACCGAAUUCAACCUCCCUCACAUAUUAUAUACAUGUAUAUUUUUAAAAUUUCCCUUGCGGAACACUCCCCAUUACACCCUUCCUACGCUGGUGGAUAUCUACGUGUAUAAAUAUAUGAAUAAUAAACUAUUUUGGCGCCUCCGGGAUUAUGAUCCCGGGGCGGCUGUCUUCUUUUAAAUAUUUUUAUAACUGUCUUCUUUUACCCCAUCGCAAGGCCCUGGGGACAGGAACUAAUAAAAUCAGUUAUUUUAUAGACGCUAUUAUUUGUUAUAUUGUUUUCUUUAUAUUGAUUUAUUUUCUUUAAAAUAUUUAUAAAAUGUGGAUUGAAAAGAGCAUCUUCAACAUUUUAUGUAUAAUUUUUUGUGAAAUAAUUUUUAUAUUGUACUGGUUUUUCUCACCUGUAAAUUUGAAUGUACCACUUUUCCCAGGCGAACAGGGUGUUUAUACCUACCUAACUGGUCAAUCAUCGGGUCCCAUACAAGCUUGCCAUAGGUACAUUUGUAAUAACCUGGCGCUGUUGUCUGACCCUGUGUACGAGUAUGACAAGACUGACCUUUUCAAGUGUCCCUGCACGAUGGAACGACUAGGACAUCAGUGGCAACUUUUUCAAACCCGAGGAGAAAAUCAUGAUAUUCAAUGUUAUGCCAUUAGUCAUCUGGCGAAGAUCAGACUUAAGCCAAACAACAAAAGAAAUAAGGUAAAUAUAAAGAAAGUAGAAUCCAUGUUUUCAAUAAAUAUUACAUGGUUCAUUUUUUAUUUUAUUUUUUUUUUUUGUUGAAAAAUUUCAUAGACAGCGAACUAAUUCAUCUGUGUUAUUGACUUCAAAAAAUGUAUAAACUUUCUUCUCCUUUGAAUGAAUUAUAAUUUUGCUAAAAGGUUGGGUUUUUUGGUGUUUUUUGUGUGGGGGAUGGCGUAAAAAUUUUAUCAAUCAGAUAUUUUUUGUUUGUUUUCCUGUAGUCUUUUUUAUUUUGUUGCUAGAUUUUCAUCACUGUUUUUCGAAAAAUUUCAUUUACUUUUGAAUAUUUAAUAGUUAUAACCACAUAAGCUUAACAAUAAACCAAAUGGUAUUUAUAGAGACUGUUUUGAUCAUCGCAGUUGUGUUGUUACAAAAUGGGUAAGCCAAAGCAUCCCGAGGACUGGAGAGAUGUGGAACAAACGAGAAGAGAAGCAUCAUACGUUCUAUCAGCUUUGGCUGAUUCCGGGCAUGUUCUCAUCAAUGAACCAUGGCCAGAGUUCUAUUUCAAUAUCGACGAGGUGCUGGAGAAUGUUGAAGCUCACAAAAUAUGCUGUGCGGACGCCACAAGAGAAUUGUGCAACAGAUUCUAUCAGAUAUUUCCCGACAUGGGGUGCACAGACUUUGUGGAAUUUGUUACUGGUAGGAAGUAGAUAAAUAUGUUAAAAUUAAACUUUUCUGGUUAUUUGUGCUAUGCAACAAAAUAUAUUUUAUGAUUUAGGGAAUUGUGACAAUGAAUUUAUGUGAGGUAACGAAACAUUAAUUAAAUUAAUGUUUAAGGGAAUAUUCAAUUUCUUAUCAGUUUGUAAAAAAUAGAAAAUAUAUUGCGUCAAAAGAGCUUGAUUUUAACAUGAGUAUAAUGUUUAAUUAAAGCAUCAGCUCUUGGUGACCCUCACAUAACUACACUAGAUGGAGUAACUUACACGAUGAAUGGAUGGGGAGAAUACAUCCUGAUGGAUGUAAAGUCAAAGAAUUUUACUCUUCAAGUAAUUUUUCGUCAGCUUUUAAAAAUAAUAAUAAAUAAAUGGCAAGAGUACAUAAUAUUUAUUUUUAAUAAACAUAUCAAAAAGCAAACACACAAUAACAUACACAUAUAAACAACAUUAUCUUGAAAUUAUUUCAAAAAUAUCUUUAGCAAAGUAAAACAAAUAUAGUUUACAUCUAAGAUAACAUCACAGUCUUAAGACAAGUAAGUUCAGGUCAAAUUCUUUCACUCUAAGUAAAAAAUAUGAAAGAUACGAAAGUUCAUUUCUUUCACAAUACAUUGUCACAUAUUUACCACCCGUCCCUUUGCUGUUGUAAGACAAAUAAGCUCUCUUGAAGUCCUACAGUAAAAUUGUUACUUUCAAUUUUGUAGAGUAGUUUAUAUGCAAUUACUUCUAAGCAAAAAAGUGUUUUAAAAUAUAUUUUUUGUAAUAUUGUAAAUUAAAUAUUAUUAAAUUUAUUUGGUGUAGCAUAUAUAUAGAUAUUUUUUAAAUAGUUUAUUAUAGAUACUUAUGUACAAACUAGACAAUGAUCAUAUAAAUUCAACAAAAAAAUAAUUCCACAUUUUUAAAAAAUAAAACUGUAUGUUUAAUCAUUAAAUAUCCAUUAUAUUACCUUUACAAAAGACACCACAUUAACAUUUUAUUAAAAAAUACCACAUUAUUUUGCUCGAUUGAUAGCUCUGUCACAUCAGCCAGGUUAAUUUUAAGUUGCCUUUUUAUGGACCCUUUUUAGAGUGACGAAAGAGAUUUUUUUUUUUAAAUGAUGGUAUAAUAAAUACGAACUAGAUUUCUGUUACAGGCAAGAACCGGUAGAGUCGAGUCUCUGAAUGGGUCUGCGGACAACGCCACUGUUUUCACGGCAUUUGCUGCCAGUGAAGGAGGCUAUGCUAAAUUCCAGGUUCAACUAGCAAACAACA
This is a messenger RNA of Lymnaea stagnalis (great pond snail), 6057 nucleotides long. NCBI's taxonomy places the organism in Eukaryota, Metazoa, Mollusca, Gastropoda, Lymnaeidae. The record is from the annotation of a GenBank genome assembly.